Messenger RNA from Adineta ricciae, 1893 nucleotides. The record is from the annotation of a GenBank genome assembly. Lineage: Eukaryota; Metazoa; Rotifera; Eurotatoria; Adinetida; Adinetidae.
AUGGCAAGUCAGCAACUCGCCACCGGUGCCCUUUUGAGAUAUUUACAUGGAAAUACUGAAGAAAAAGCGAUAUUACAAGUCGUUGGCAUCAAAACGAUUGAUAGUAAAACAGACGAUCCACCGACUGGUACUAAACGUUAUCGUCUAAUGUUAUCCGAUGGAAAAAGCACAUUUUCGUCUUGUAUGCUGGGCACACAAAUGAAUCAUUUAAUUGACAACCAUUCAUUGAAAGAGAAUUCGAUCAUUCGCAUUCAACGCGUUAUGGUGAAUACAAUUGACAAGCGAACUGGACGAGUUAUGCUAAUGAUUUAUGAACUGGAGGUCGUCGAAAGUGAUUCUAAACGAAUUGGAGAUCCAGUUGCAUUACCACUAAGUGAUAUUAUUAAUAGUGGUAGUAGCUCCAAUCUUUCAGCAACAGCAAGUAAUAGAUCUGCACCUGCAACAACUGCCGCACCGCCGUCAACGACGAACGUUACUCAUCAAGGUUCCACAACGUUAGAUGAUCGUAAUACUCCGAAGAAAACAACUAGUGACAGUACUUGUGCAACAUCGAAAGGAAACAAUGCGAUCGAUAAAGAACGUAUUACCAAUAUUGAUAAACUCAAUCCUUACAUGAACAAAUGGACUAUCAAAGCCCGUGUAAGCAGCAAAACUCAGAUUCGAACUUAUGAGAACCCACGUGGUCCUGGAAAAUUAUUCAGUUGUGAUUUCGUCGAUCAAUCAGGUGAAAUUCGUGCAACAGCGUUUAAUGUAGAAUGCGAUAAAAUCUACCCGUUACUAGAAGUUGGCAAGGUUUACUAUAUAGCACGAGCAUCGCUCAAACCAGUGAAUCGUCAAUACAAUAAAUUGAAUAACGAUUUUGAAAUGACAUUCAAUUAUGAUACAUGUAUCGAAGCAUGUGAUGCAGGAGAGGGUGAUAAUAUUCCUCAGAUACAAUUUAAUUUCAUUCCAAUUAGUGAAGUAGCAAACCGAGCUGCAAAUAGCGUCUGUGAUGUUAUUGGCGUCGUUAAAAGUACGUCAGAUAUUCAAACAAUUAUGGGGAAAACGUCACAGAAAGAAUUCCAUAAACGUGAUAUAUUAUUAGUUGAUGAAAAUGCUUCCAUCACAGCUACUUUAUGGGCGAAACAAGCUGAAGAAUUCGAUGGUUCGUCACAUCCCGUCAUUGCCUUCAAAGGUAUCAAAGUUGGUGAUUACAACGGCCGAACAUUAUCCAGUGUAAAUAGUACGUUAAUUUGCCAAGAUCCACCGGAAACGUCACGUACUAUGGAACUUCGAGUCUGGUUUGAUCGAGAAGGAAAAACAAUGGAUUUACCUGAUCUAUCCAAAGGAUCAGAUGUAGCGAAUCGACAAGCACCCUUCAAGACUUUAGCACAGAUUAUUGCUGAAGGUCUUGGCCGAGGUGAUAAACCUGACUAUAUCAAUGUGAAAGCACUGCUUACAAUAAUUAAGAAAGAUUCCGCCGUCUAUAUGAUGUGUCCUGAGAAAGGAUGUGGAAAGAAGGUCGUGGACGAGAAUAAUGGAAUGUAUCGAUGUGAAAAGUGUAAUAAAAAUUAUACGAAUUUCGAAUGGGCUUAUAUGCUCUCGGCGGAAAUCUCUGACGCAACUGGAUCGCAAUGGAUAAAUAUCUUUUGUCACGAAGCUGAAGCAUUGCUUGGUAUUUCUGCUAAAAAAUUUGGCAGCUAUCGAAUGAAUCAAAAUGAAAGUAUUAUUGAUGAUGUAGUGAACAAAGCAAUGAAGCAUGAACGAGUUUUCAAACUUCGCGCAAAAGUUGAUCAAUUCAAUGAGGAGCGAAAAGUUCGUUUUACAUGUAUUCAUGUCAGUGAUGUUGAUUGGGCGCCCAACGCACGUCGAUUAAUCGAUGAAAUCAAACAAAUGGAACCGAUGUUACUUUAG